Molecule: messenger RNA, 1464 nt
Organism: Melampsora larici-populina 98AG31
Lineage: Eukaryota; Fungi; Basidiomycota; Pucciniomycetes; Pucciniales; Melampsoraceae
Exons: 5
Coding region: 1-1464 (487 amino acids)
Source: RefSeq, a predicted model, not a curated record
AUGUCACCCAAGAAAAGAGUCUCAACCAAUCGUAAUAGUUUAAAGGAUACUUCAAUCGAACAAUCUAUCACUCAAUCAUCUUCAUCUUCUUCUUCUUUAAAUUUAGAUCCACUUGACUUUUCAAAACCUCAACCAGAUGAUCAUCAUCAUUCGAUUACAUUAGAAUCAAAUCUAAAACCAACAAGUUCAGAAAAAAGAAAAAUUCAACUCAGAUCGGCACAAAGAACUUUUAGUCAACGUAGAAAACAACGUGAAAAGUUGACAUCUUCUCAACUUGUUGAUGCAACUAAUUUGAAUCGUGAAAUGAGAAGUACGAUAGCAAGAAGUCAAGCAGAACGUGAAGUUUUACGCCAAUAUGUUUCGAAAGAAGUUUUAGAAGAAGCCAAAAAACGGUUUCCAAUCCCAACGAAUUCAGAACCGAGUCUACAACCUUUACCAGGUUAUCAUUCACCUAAUCUAGAUUCCUUUAAUGAUUUAUUGAUCACCCCUCUUCCGAAUCGAUUUCAUCAAGAUGAUGUGAUCGAUGUGAAUGAUGAGAAUUCGAUUCCACAAGGUUCUUCUAAAACACAUGAUCGAGAUGUGAUCAGAGGAAAAGAUCAAGGGUUGGGUGAUCCUGCUUUAUCAUCACAAGAUACGUUUUGGAAUUCUAAUUAUCCAGGAAUUAAAUCCGAUCAAUUGGUUUCUGAUAUGAAACCUAUUCUAGAAAACAGAACAGGUUCAGAUGAACAGAUGGAAUUGGAAGAAACCGAACCGACCCUCAUGAUCAGUUCGAAUGUUGAUCUAUCGAACGGUUUCAUGAGCAUGAAUGAAGGCACAUCUGCAACUGAUUAUCAUCAAUUUGAAACGUGUGGAUCUCCACCUGAAUUACAAUUUGAUGAAGGUUGGGGAGAGUUUUGGGAAAUUCAUUAUGACGAAAUUGAAGAAGAAGAGAAAGAAGAAGUUGAAGAGGUAGUGGAAAAGAAAGAAAGUCAAGAAAAAUCAAAAGUGAAGAUUCAAAAUCCAGAAGAUUCGAAAAAUGUGAUCAUCAAAAAAGGAUUAACAGGAGAAGAAAAGAAGACAGAAGUGAUGAAAGGACAUGAUUCAGCACUUGAAGGAAAAAGAGGAGGAAAUGAAAACGAACGGAAUGUAGCGACUCAAGAAGCAGGAAGUCAAAAUGAUUUAGCUCAACCUAUGCCCAAGAAUUGGAGACCACCUAAUUUAACUAAAGGUGAAAGUGUUAGACAAAUGUUAAAAGGAACUCAAGCUUGGGGAAGAUUAAUGUCACAUCCAUUAGCUGCUCAAUGUGAUAAAGAUGAAUUAGCAAGAGCAUUACAAAAACAAGCUAAAUGUGCUAAUGGAUCACCAGUGGUUUCAAGAGAUGAUGUGAUGAAGAUUUGGCUAUCGAUACCUGGAAGAGUUAAAGGAAAAAGAGCGGGAUAUAAAUUAGGUGAAGAUGGUAGAGGUGAUGUAGAUUUAGGUGAUUGA